Messenger RNA from Coccinella septempunctata (seven-spotted ladybird), 1551 nucleotides. Its product is annotated as testicular acid phosphatase homolog. Gene Ontology annotation, molecular function: phosphatase activity. The transcript has 4 exons. Lineage: Eukaryota; Metazoa; Arthropoda; Insecta; Coleoptera; Coccinellidae. The coding region runs from base 258 to 1445 and encodes 395 amino acids. The record is from RefSeq and is a predicted model, not a curated record. Gene Ontology annotation, biological process: dephosphorylation.
UGAAAAUUCACUGGUCGAACUACUCUUUAUAGAUUCAUUUCAACAAUAUGUUCAAAAUAUGAUUAAACAAUCCGUUUUCACGUCUUCAAUUUAGGAUUAGUUGAACUCAGUUUGUUUUUACUUAUUUCAUCAGAUCAAUAUUUUCAUUUUAGUUAAGAUAAAGAGAACCACGCUUAGGGAAAAGAGAUACUCCUACAGAGGCCUGUGUAGUUAGUUGUGCACUUUUUUAAUUCUUAAGCGGCUACUAUCAAGCCAUCAUGAAAUACUUUGCAGCAGUACUGAGUCUUUUAUUGAGCUGUUUCACGGUUAUACAUGGUGAUCAAUUGAAGGCAGUUGUAGCGAUUGUAAAUCAUGGAGAUACGAUACCUUCGAAGUUCUAUCCGAACGAUCCAUAUCAAGAUCCAGAAAUUUGGCAGAAACCCCUAGGACAACUGAGUAAUCUCGGCGAGCAGCAGUCCUUCGCAGUGGGCCAAUGGUUCCUCAAGAGAUACAUCCUCAAAAACCCCUUCAUCAGUCUCCAAUACAACGCCUCCCAAAUCUACACCUACGCAGAAGAUCGAGAUGAAUCUCUCAUGUCCGCUGAAUGCAUCAUGGCUGGUUUUCUUCCACCUGUUGCUGACGAAAUUUGGAACAGAAAACUCCCAUGGCGACCUACUCCAGUACACAAUGCUCCACUCUUCCUGGACUACUCCAUAGGCAGAGGCGUGGGUUGUCCAAGAUUCGAGCAGGAAGCCAUUAAGGUUAUACACGGAAGGUACUAUAGGACACACAACAAAGAAGAGAAGAACCUCCUCCAGUACUUAACGGCCGAAACUGGAAAAAAAUUCACCAACAUAGGACAGAUCCCUGCUCUUUACAACAUCUUGCAAGUCGAACAAAACCACAAUCUCACCCUUCCCCAAUGGACAGAGUCCGUGUUUCCUGAACUUCUCGGGAAGAUAGUCCUGGAAGAUUCUAUCCUCAGGACUAAGAACCCAGAAUUGGCAACUCUUUCCAUUGGACCUUUGUUCUUCCAGAUCGCCAAGCAGUUUCAAGACGUGAUUGACAACAGUCCAAAGGUCGGUGUCAGUCUUGGGGACAUAAGGAAGUUCAGGUUAUUCGUGGCAAACAGCAGUCUCAUCUAUGAUACCCUGCACGCUCUGAAAGUACCAUCAGUUGGAGUUGUGCCUUUCAGUGCAACUCUCAUUUUCGAACUUUGGGAAGCACCAGAGGGCACUAACUAUGUCAAGCUGAUUUAUAGGAACUCUCCAGCAUUGCACGCUGCUGCCAAAACCUUGAAGAUCGGCGGUUGUAAGGCUGUUAAAUGUCCUUAUCCAACUUUCAACUCGACCAUCAACAAUUUCGCCGUGAAUUUCACUCAGUGGGAAAAUCUUUGCAAUCGUCCUGUUGCAACGACAGCGGUCAACGAGGUAUUACCAGCUCAACCAACUAACGUUACUGCGUGAGAAGGAAAUUGCUUAAAAGAUUGAGAAUGAUUAUCCUAGGUAUUCCGCUACCUAUUUAUUCACUGAGCCUUGUUUUAUAUGUUAAUAUAUGUCAGUUUGAAAAUUU